Mucor velutinosus is the source of this 285-nucleotide messenger RNA. RefSeq lists its product as uncharacterized. Bases 1 to 285 code for a protein of 94 amino acids. The transcript has 5 exons. Lineage: Eukaryota; Fungi; Mucoromycota; Mucoromycetes; Mucorales; Mucoraceae. Gene Ontology annotation, biological process: proton motive force-driven ATP synthesis. Gene Ontology annotation, molecular function: proton-transporting ATP synthase activity, rotational mechanism. The record is from RefSeq and is a predicted model, not a curated record.
AUGUCUAUUGCCCGUGUUGCCCUUAGCUCCAUCUCCUUCAAGGCUGCUGUUCCCUCCAUCGCUGCUCGUAGCUUCUCUGCCGCUGCCGUUAUGCAAAAGGAUGUUGUUCAAGAUUUGUUCAUCAAGGAGUUGAAGGGAUACAAGCCUGCACCUGUUGCUGCUGCUGACGAGAGUGCUGUCAAGGAAUUGAAGCUCCCUGCUGCCCCUGCUGUCCCCGAAGUUGAUGCUGAUUUAUCUCAACAAUUGGCCGCUUACGAUGCUGAGCCCGAGGAAGCUGCUCAAUAA